Messenger RNA from Auxenochlorella protothecoides, 1569 nucleotides. Its product is annotated as putative carboxypeptidase S-like 2. NCBI's taxonomy places the organism in Eukaryota, Viridiplantae, Chlorophyta, Trebouxiophyceae, Chlorellales, Chlorellaceae. The transcript has 4 exons. Gene Ontology annotation, molecular function: metallocarboxypeptidase activity. The record is from RefSeq and is a predicted model, not a curated record. The coding region runs from base 1 to 1569 and encodes 522 amino acids.
AUGCUCGGUCUACGAGGGCCUCUCGCCCUCUUGAUCCCUGCUGUUCUCCUGGGCCUGCUCUUCCUGCCCGGGCAGGGUCCUGAACCCGCAGCGAAUCCCCCCCCGGUGCACAUCGAUCUUCGCAGGGAGAAAGAGGCGAUCCAGUCCCUUUCCGAUGCGAUCCGCUGCCCCACGGUGGGGAGCGAGACCGCCUCCAACCACAUUUCCAAUCCCGGACCCUUCCAGCGGUUGCACGAGACUCUCGAGACCCACUACCCCGCCCUGUGGCGCACGCUGACGGUGGAGAAGGUCAGCACCUACUCCCUGCUCUUCACCUGGCCCGGGUCCGACCCUUCCCUUCGCCCCGUCAUGCUGUACAGCCAUCAGGACGUCGUCCCCGCCCCCCCCACCAACUGGACCCACCCCCCCUUCUCCGGCGCGGUCGAGGGCGGCUUCGUCUGGGGCCGCGGCACCCUGGACACCAAGGGGUCCCUGGUCGCGAUCCUGGAGGCGCUGGAGCAGCUGCGUGGGAGCGGCUGGCGCCCGCUGCGCACCGUGCUGUUCGUGGCAGGGCACGACGAGGAGGUGGGCGGCGGCGAGGGCGCCGGCCGCGUGGCGGCGCUGCUGGCCGCGCGCCAUGGCGCCCUGGAGCUGCUGCUGGACGAGGGCGGAUUCGUGCUGGGGGACGGGCUGGGCGCGGGCGCCGGCGCCCUGCUGCCGCCGCUGCGCGUCGCGGUGCUGGGCCUGGCGGAGAAGGGCACCGCCACCUGGGACCUGGGGGUGGAGGGCCGGGGCGGGCACAGCAGCCUGGCGCCGCCCGCGGGGACGACCACCACGGCCCUCACCGCGCGCCUGGUGGCCGCGUUGGACGCGCAGCGGCUGCCCAGCCGGCUGCAGUCGCCCACGCUGGACUUCUUGAAGGCCCUGGCCCCCUACGCCAAGGCCCGGCCGCUGGGCCUGCUGCUCAGCCACGCCGGCCACCCGGUCCUGUCGCCCCUGCUGGCCCGCCUGAUGUCCGGGAGCACGGUGCUGAACUCCAUGGUACAGACCGUGAGGGGCGUGGUGGGUGUUGUGACCGGGGGCCUGGCGCACAACGUGCUCCCCACCCACGGCAACGUCACCGUCAACUUCCGCACCCUGCAAGGGGACGGCGAGGCGGAGGUCGCCGCCUACCUGGACCAGGUGUCCCGCCCCCUGGGCAAGCACGUGACCAGGACGCAGCGUCCCGGCACACGGGCGCCCUCCCAGGUGACCCCGGCGCACGGCCCCCGCUUCGACCUGGUGCGGCGCGCGGUGCUGGAGACGCUGGCGGCCCCGCGCGGCGCUGGGGACGCGGAGGCGGAGGCGUCGCCCCCGCUGCCGCUCAUUGUGGUGCCAUAUCUCGUGUCCGGUGCCACCGACAGCCGCCACUUCCAGGGGCUGGCGGCGGGGAGGACUUUCCGCUUCGAGCCCUUUGCGCUGGACAACUCGGACGUCCCCCGCAUCCACGGCGUGGAUGAGCGCAUAGCCAUUCCUACUUUCCUGGACGGCAUCCGCUUCUACACCCGCUUCAUCCAGCUGUCGGCGGGGGAGGAGGGCCGUGCAAUGUGA